CUUUGAGACAAGCGAGCCGAGCUGCACGCGCGUUGCCGCUGACUAUCACCGCUGACAGUCCGGGGGACGAAAUAGAUCCUGUCUUUUUUCCUGCGAUUUGACCGCCCCCACCUCCCCCCUUUCAUAUACACAUUAUCUGUUUUGCUCACUUUUUCAAAUCAGCCUCCAUAACAAUGAUUGUAGUUUUCCUCCGGACUCCCGAUGUUGUGUAGUCUACGUCGCGAAGGCGUAGUCUUCCAGAAGUGGACCUUGUUGGAUUCUGCCAGCUGGGUGUAAAAAAAAAAAAGAGAGAGAGAGAAAAUUAUGCCGCGGAGGAAACAAGAGGCGCCCAAGCGCUCGGCAGCUUAUAGUCCCGAGGAGCUGAUGGAGCACACUGUGGAAGACGAGGAGGUGAAAGCAGAGGACCUGGCCGCUGUCUCUCAGGAUGACCCUCCUGUGAAUGAGGAGUUUGCAGAAAGCAGCAUGGGGGUGGCCAAGGAGCCGGUGUGUGACCAGGAUUUAGAAAGUGCCGCAGAGCUCUCUGGAAAGGAGAUGGACAGUGAGUCACACGUGAGUGAGGCUAGCGACCCCUUGUCGGACUUUGAGAGCCCCUCCAGAAAAAUGGAGGGUGGCUCAGUGGCUGCACAUCUAAAUGGUGUAACAGAGAUGCCGUCCAUAAGCAGUGACACCCUGGAACAGAUGAAGGCUAUCUACUCCAGCUUCCUGACUAGCUCCUUCUGGUCUCCUGUAAAUUUCAACACUACACCAACACAGGCACAGUCUACAGCUUCUGUCGAGAAGCCAGCUCGUAGCAAUAGCACCAGUAGCAGUAGCAGCUGCAGCAGCAAUAGCUAUGACUGGCACCAGUCAGCAGUAGCCAAAACACUACAACAGCACCCUCCGCAGAAUCGUCACCCUGUUCAGUCUGAACCCAGCCUCUUCAGUACAGUACAGCUCCACAGACAGAACCCCAGGCUGUUUGGCUCCAUCUUUACAGGAGCUAGCAAGUUCCGUUGUAAGGGUUGCAGCGCUGCCUAUGACACCCUGGUGGAGCUGACUGUUCACAUGAAUGAUACAGGCCACUACCGUGAUGACAACCAAGACAGGGCUGGUGGUGGUGCCAAACGGUGGUCCAAGCCCCGUAAGCGGUCCCUCCUUGAGAUGGAAGGAAAGGAGGAUGCCCAGAAGGUUCUGAAGUGUAUGUAUUGUGGCCAUUCCUUUGAGUCCCUUCAGGACCUCAGUGUCCACAUGAUCAAGACCAAACACUACCAGAAAGUGCCUCUAAAGGAGCCAAUGGUUCCUGUGGCAGCCAAAAUCAUCGCCUCUAAGAAAAGAGGCCUUGUCGGGUUGGAUCUCACAUCCACUCCACGUUCUAGAGAAGGGACCCCAAAAGUUAAGCUCCCACAGGCAGACCUGAGUGAAUCUUCACACAAAGCCUCCUCCAGCCCAUAUACAAUUGCUAAUAACCGCUACAGCCACCAGAAUGGGGCUAGCUAUGCUUGGCAAUUUGAGUCCAACAAGUCCCAGAUCCUCAAGUGUAUGGAGUGCGGGAGCUCGCAUAACACACUGCAGGAACUGAGAACCCAUAUGAUGGUGAGCGGACACUUCCUGAGGGUGACCAACUCCACAGGGAAGAGAGUCAAGCCCCUCCCAGAAGCCACUUCCCCCAGCCCUGGGAGGGUUUCCACCCCAAAUCAGGAGAGGGUGCAGUCUGUCCCGCUUGCUCCAUCCACUUUCUCUCCUCCUCCACCUCCUACCACCACAACUCCACCUGCUGCCUCCCCUCUCCUCAAAGAGAUUAAAAAAGAGGAGGUUGAGGAGGAGUGCAGCAAAGAGGAAGCUGUCCAGAAUGAAAAGCAGGUGGCAAAAAGAGAAGCGAGGGAAGAGGAUGCAGAGAAGGAGGAAAAAUUUGACAUCUCCAAGUAUAACUAUCUGACUGAAGAGGAUUUGAAGGAGAGCCCUAAAGGUGGCUUUGACAUCCUCAAGUCCCUGGAAAACACUGUGACAACAGCCAUCAACAAAGCCCAGAGUGGAAACCCCAGCUGGGGGGGCUAUCCUAGCAUCCAUGCAGCCUACCAGUUCCCCAAUGCCCUUAAGCUCCCCCAGGUCGGUGCAGAGAAGAAUUCCCCUCUGAAAUUCAUGUUCACAGGUGGGGAGGAAGUUCUGUCAUCCCUCUCUAACCAACCCCUCAUUUCUCCACCUCUUACCCAGUCCUCACCCCUCCCCAGUAACAACUUCCAGGCCAUGGAGGAGUUGGUUAAGAAAGUGACUGAGAAAGUAGCCAAAGUGGAGCAGAGGGUGAAGCAGAUGUCUCCUAAGACAGAGCAGCAUCUCUCCCCCUGUAGUAGUGAGACUGCAGAAUCAAUGAAGGGAGGAGGAGCCGAAUCACCUUCGGAAUGGAGAGCGGUAACGCCAGCCAACAGCGACAGGGGAAGCCAUAGCAGCAGGGCAUCCCCAAUAACAGAACCCAAAAGAGAGACAGACAUCAAAUCCCCACUGGACUCUGCUCUGAGCUGUAGCACCACCAUCAUCACUGGUCACCCUCCCCCAGAGCAGCCCUUCGUCAACCCUCUAAGUGCUCUUCAGUCUGUAAUGAACAUCCAUUUGGGGAAAGCAGCCAAGCCUUCCCUGCCAAACCAAGAUCCCCUGAGCCUCCUUUCUCGGUUGAAUCAGAGCAUGGCCGAGAGGGCAGCUGUGGCUGCUCCCCCCACACAGACUAAAAAGCCUGAACCUGGAGUGGACCGUAGUUUUUGCCAGCCCAGUGAUGACCAGCCUAUGGACCUAACAAAAGGGAAGAGUGAUAGAAGGGGUUCUAUAAGCUCUGCCCCCCUGACCCCCUCAUCCACAGCCUCCUCCAUCUCCCCCUCCUCCAUAAUAACUCCUGCUAAGCUAACAGUGGUCUCACCAUAUACAUCUAGCAGUCCCUUACAUGAAAAUGCCUUGUCUGAUAUUUCAGACAUGUUAAGAAACCUGACACAGUCCCACCAUGUCUCCAAACCCCCCUCACGAUCACGAAUCACAGACCGGUCAGAGGUGGUUGGCUCUACUCCAGAAGAUGUUGAUGGGUUGCUGCAUGGCCACAAACGUAAGGGCCGUCAUUCCAACUGGAACCCCCAGCACCUGCUGCUUUUACAGGCCCAGUUUGCCUCUAGCCUGAGGCAGACAUCUGAGGGGAAGUACAUCAUCAAUGACCUUAGCCCGCAGGAGAGGAUGCAUGUGUCCCGUUUCACAGGCCUCUCUAUGACAACCAUCAGUCACUGGCUGGCUAAUGUCAAGUACCAGCUGAGGAGAACUGGCAGAACCAAGUUCCUCAAGAACCUUGAUUCAGGUCAGCCGGUGUUCUACUGCAGUGACUGUGCCUCACAGAUCCGAACCCCAGCAGCAUAUAUCUGUCACCUGGAGGCCCACCUGGGUUUUAGAAUUAGGGACCUGGCCAAGCUAUCUUCCAAACAGACUGUUAGGGACUCCCAGAGUCUGACUGACAAACUUGUGCCCCUUGAGUCUUUUCUCUCUCCACAGUCACAAGAUGACUGUACUAGUAAUGGGGCGGUUUACCGCUGCCAGCUCUGUGUCCGUAAAUUUGCCAGUAAGCACGCCAUCAAGCUCCACCUCAGCAAGAGCCAUGGGAAGUCCCCAGAGGACCAUCUGUUGUAUGUGUGCGAGUUGGAGAAUCACUAGACUGUUCUCAGCACUGGACAUACUGGAAAACAUAUGUGGAAAAACCCGUUGAUGAAAAACAGAGGAUAUCUCAAACAUGUAAAAUUCACAAAGAUGCCAUGAACUACUGUCAAAAAUGUUAGCACAAGGUGUUUACAUUAAUUUGGCCUAUAGAAGUUUCUGAUUUGUCUGCAUUUCAAGUGACAUUUACUCACAUGUCAAGGAUGUUUCAAGAAAUAGGUUAAUGACAUUAACCUUAUUAAGGGAUAGACCACCAGAGUCCUUGUUAUUUGUUGUCUCCCUCUUAUACAACCAUGAUAAGCAAAGACCAUAAAGGACAGACUUUAUGACCGAGGUGAAUUCCCUGACAAGAAGGUCAACAAUUAACUUGAAGUAUAUCAGUUUUGUUGUAUUUAUUUUUCAAUUUAUUGUGAAUUUGGUUUGGUAGACUGCAUGUUCAGCAAAUGUUACCGUCAAGUUUGUACAGUCCUGUCACAUUUCUAAAACGCCCGUUGAAUAUUGGCAAACUUUUUAACGCAAAAGAACGGCCAAAAUGCCUGGGAAAGGUAUCCAGAAUCUGCCAAAUAGCAAGGUAAUCCCAGUCCCUACUCCCCCCGUUUAUAAAGGUUUUUCUUUUCUUUUUGUACAGCCUAUUGAUUUUCUUGCUGAUUGUAAAAGCUGCCUCGUUCUUUUAUCAUUGAGUCGGGGGCACUUAAAAUCCAGGUCUGUGUAAAAAUGUACAUACAGUAUAUAAUCUUAUAAUUUGCUGUUUAAAUUAUGCAUACUUGUUAUAUUUCCUAAUUUAAGAGGACUAUGACUAUCCACUGGUGCAGAGCCUUUGAAGAAGACAAAAAUUACAUUGUUUUGCACAAUAGUUUUAUAAAUGUUAUUUGAUUAAAAAAAAGAAUACAAAUAUGUUAAUGCCUUGUGCUUCAAUGAUUAAAUCGACUUAACU
This is a messenger RNA of Lampris incognitus (smalleye Pacific opah), 4591 nucleotides long. It is a transcript of the gene tshz3a, whose product is annotated as teashirt zinc finger homeobox 3a. The record is from RefSeq and is a predicted model, not a curated record. Gene Ontology annotation, molecular function: DNA-binding transcription factor activity, RNA polymerase II-specific; DNA binding. Gene Ontology annotation, biological process: regulation of transcription by RNA polymerase II. NCBI's taxonomy places the organism in Eukaryota, Metazoa, Chordata, Actinopteri, Lampriformes, Lampridae. Bases 304 to 3657 code for a protein of 1117 amino acids. The transcript is spliced from 2 exons. Gene Ontology annotation, cellular component: nucleus.